GGUGGAACUGGUGUGAUUAGCCCUGCCGCAGUGACUGGAACACAGAGUGGAGUGGUCGCCGGAGAUGCCUGAAGGUCUGUUCUGAGGAGCGGCUAGCAGCGCGAUGGAGCGGGCCAGGGACCGCUUACACCUGAGACGGACCACGGAGCAGCACGUACCAGAGGUGGAAGUACAAGUCAAACGUAGAAGGACAGCCUCACUGAGCAACCAAGAGUGUCAGCUCUACCCAAGGCGAUCUCAGCAGCAGCAAGUACCUGUGUUGGAUUUCCAGGCGGAAUUGAGACAGGCAUUCUUAGCAGAGACACCAAGAGGUGGUUAA
Panthera uncia (snow leopard) is the source of this 319-nucleotide messenger RNA. It is a transcript of the gene SNURF, whose product is annotated as SNRPN upstream open reading frame. NCBI's taxonomy places the organism in Eukaryota, Metazoa, Chordata, Mammalia, Carnivora, Felidae. The transcript is spliced from 3 exons. The record is from RefSeq and is a predicted model, not a curated record. Gene Ontology annotation, cellular component: nuclear speck. Bases 104 to 319 code for a protein of 71 amino acids.